GUUUCAUCCUCGAAGGGAUUGACUUGACUGAAAGGGAAAUUCGGAUAAGCAAUUGUUCAGAUGAUCCCUGCUGGCAUUUUAUUAUUGGGCCAAAAUUAUUGUGAUGCUAAUUAUUGAUUGAUAGAGUCUCAUAUGUAAUUAAGUGGUGAUUUCAGAUUAAAAUUAUUUCUUCGUCAUGCGGACUACUCAGAAAACGGUUGUUUUGGACUGGCUUUUAACUGUCUGAGGUUGGAAUAGUACCACAAAGGAAGUGGUCAAUGGCAGGACAGGAGCUGGUAUUUCUGCUCUGGCUUUUCUCCAACUCUUUCUCCGUAGUGGUCACGUGGUCAACAGCGGUAAUGGACGGGGCCAGAAUCUGUGAGGAGCUUAGUGGGACGACCGACUGCCAAACAAGCGCAUCUUGCCUAAAAAAGUUUCUGAGUUGUGAGUGUGUACCUGUCGAACUCUUGCCGUUCUUGAAAGACGACCAUGCAUAUUCUACACUCUGUUUGUUUUCAGUUUACUAUACAGGGAUAGGAGAACCAGAAUGCUGUCCAUACAUGCAUCAUGAGAAAAGAUCCCGCGAUGAAACUUACAAUGGGUUAUUUCCCUUGCUAACACUCCCCCUUCUUCCUGAUUGGUCAGCUUUACCGGAAGUCAGAAAACGUGGACAUGAACGUGCUACCAACAAGUUUGGAACCUCUGAACCAGAUCGUCGAAGCAUUGACUCUGAUGAACGUGCGACAUCAGAACAAUUGCAACAAUAUGAGAAUUACCGCAAUGAUAUUGAAUCAACUGUUUUACUAUUGACAGAUAUAAUUACCAAUGGAGGAGAUAGCGAUGUAUGGUUGAAUUCUGAUCUGAGUAAUGUUCAAGGACGUACAAACAUGUUGUUCCAAUCAAAGAGGGGGCUAGGAAGUAUUCUUUUACAUGCAAUAUAUUAUAAUGACAAAUAAAAAAGUAUGAACAUGA
This is a messenger RNA of Mya arenaria, 951 nucleotides long. RefSeq lists its product as uncharacterized. The coding region runs from base 258 to 935 and encodes 225 amino acids. The record is from RefSeq and is a predicted model, not a curated record. The transcript has 4 exons. Lineage: Eukaryota; Metazoa; Mollusca; Bivalvia; Myida; Myidae.